This is a messenger RNA of Ylistrum balloti, 1449 nucleotides long. Its product is annotated as organic cation transporter protein-like. Gene Ontology annotation, cellular component: membrane. The record is from RefSeq and is a predicted model, not a curated record. Gene Ontology annotation, biological process: transmembrane transport. Lineage: Eukaryota; Metazoa; Mollusca; Bivalvia; Pectinida; Pectinidae. The annotation marks the transcript as partial. The transcript has 8 exons. Gene Ontology annotation, molecular function: transmembrane transporter activity.
AUGAAGCUGGACGACAUUUUGAUAAAACUUGGAGAAUUCGGAUUAUAUCAGAAAUACUUGUAUUUAAUGAUAUGCUGGACCUCUCUUUUUUCCGGAAUAUAUGCUUUGAUGUCUGUGAUAUUCCUCAACAUUCCUGAUCAUAGGUGUAAGAUUCCAGGCCUUGAGAAUGACACGUACGAUAUACACAGUACCUUUCAACAGAGCCUUGUCAACAACUACAUACCUCCCCCAUCGGAUGAUGACACCAAAGAUUAUGAUCAGUGCCAUCUGUACUCGUUUGAUUACAACAAUGUCAAGUUCGACAACUCCAGUAGACCAAUCAACGCUUCGCUUAUUGAAUGUAGUGAGUGGGUAUACAGCGACUCCGUGUUUAAGGAAACGUUUGCUUCGAAGUUCAACAUUGUGUGUGGUGAUAAACAUCUAACUUCAUUGAUUAAGUCUCUCUUCUUCGCCGGGAAGCUCAUUGGUGCCAUCAUAUUUGGCAAUCUCUCAGAUGCAUUUGGGCGGCGAAUGACGUUUAAUGUUUCCCUUAUGAUGAUGGUUGGAUUGACGUUCGGAAUGUCUUGGUCCCCUUCCUAUGUUGUAUAUGCUAUCAUCAUGACGGCUAUUGGUGCCACUACCCAAGGAGUCUUUCCGGUUGGAUUUGUUCUCGGUGUUGAGUUAGUUGGCCCCUCAAAGCGAAAGUAUGCUGGAAUAGUUAUCGAGUAUUUUUUUUCGUUGGGUUUAAUGAUUCUGGCCGGUAUCAGCUAUUUUGCCCGACAUUGGUAUUACAUCAACAUCAUUUGUUCCGCUCCAGCAUUCAUUUUCAUUUUCUAUUGGUGGUUGAUUCCCGAAUCACCACGUUGGUUGAUCAGUAAACAGCGAUAUGAAGAUGCUAACAAAGUACUUCAAAAGGCUGCUAAGGUCAACAAAGUGGUAAUAGAAAAGAAUCUAUUCGAGAAAGAGAUAGUGAGUGGCACGCCUGAACCGACUGGAAGAGUAUGGCAGCUGUUCUCUACACGUGUCAUGUUACUGAGAACUCUCGUUAUCCUCUUUAAUUGGUGCAUAGUGAGUAUGAUUUACUAUGGGCUGUCUCUAAAUGCUGGCAACCUCGGUGGGGAUUUUUACCUGAACAUGUUUUUAUCUGGACUAGUGGAAAUUCCGGCUAAUACCAUGGUCCUACUUUUAGUGGAUCGAGUUGGCCGGAAAAAGUUGUAUUGUCUCAGUAUGAUACUUGGUGGAUGUGCAUGUGCUUCGACAAUAAUUCCGAUUCUGUACGGUGAAAUUGAAAACCAGGUUAUUAUCACAGUGCUUGCUAUGAUUGGUAAGUUUGGUGCUACUGCCUCAUUCAAUACGAUCUACUUUUACUCGGCGGAGUUAUUUCCAACUGUAGUAAGGAAUGCUGGGAUGGGUGCGAGUUCCUGCGCCGCCAGAGUCGGAGGAAUUGUAGCCCCAUACAUAGCAGACUCG